Drosophila bipectinata is the source of this 3022-nucleotide messenger RNA. RefSeq names its product vacuolar protein sorting 53 (gene Vps53). NCBI's taxonomy places the organism in Eukaryota, Metazoa, Arthropoda, Insecta, Diptera, Drosophilidae. Gene Ontology annotation, biological process: retrograde transport, endosome to Golgi. Gene Ontology annotation, cellular component: GARP complex. The record is from RefSeq and is a predicted model, not a curated record.
UCCAUCCCUGGAAGUCUGACCCAAAACCAUUUUUCAGGAAAAUCGCUAACGAUACAAAAAGAAGACUUAAAAUGAGCGAAGCCCCGGUUUCUGUGGAGAUGGAGCCAGCCUCCACGGAGCAUAUGGUGGCCAACAAUAAGAUUCGUUUCUCGAAGGAAGUGAAGCAGGUCAUUGACAAGGUACUUAAAACUGAUGACCCCAUGGAUGCACCAGACUUCAAUACCGUUGACUACAUUAACCAGUUGUUUCCCAACGAACAAAGCCUAGCGGGCAUAGAUGAAACCAUUCAUAAAAUGCAGUGUGAGGUGUCGCUGAUUGAUGACAACAUUCGAUCCGUGGUACGGGGCCAGACGAAUACCGGCCAGGAUGGACAGCUGGCACUAAGUGAAGCCCAGAAGGUUAUCGGGUCGCUUUUUAGCCACAUCAUCGAUGUUAAGACGCGGGCAGAACGCACGGAGGAGAUGGUCAAGGAGAUCACCCGGGACAUUAAGCAGCUGGACUGCGCCAAGCGCAACCUGACUGCUGCGAUAACCACGCUGAAUCACCUACACAUGCUAGUCGGUGGCAUCGAAAGCCUUAACAAACUAAUAGAGCGCCGAUCCUACGGAGAGAUUCUUAACCCGCUUCAGGCUAUCACCGAAGUUAACCAACAUUUCCAGCAGUUCUCCGACAUCGAGGAGAUCAAGAACUUGUCACAGAGCGUGGACAAAAUCCAAGUCACUCUCGCCCAACAAAUCACCGAGGAUUUCAAGGAGGCGUUCUCGGCAAAGUCCUCCGGCCAAAAUCAGCACCGAUUGGGACUCAACCAGUUGGCUGAUGCCUGCAAGGUGAUGUCCGUUUUGGAUCCGAAGGUUAAAAAAGAGCUUCUAAAGUGGUUUAUUGCUAAGCAAUUAGAGAAUAGAUGCCUGAAGCGGCAUCUUCUUGAUUUUGAGGUCAAGUAUGGUCCCGUUUUUCCGCUGGAUUGGGAGGUAUCGGAGCGCAUUACUGUUGAGUUCUGCCGUCAGACGCGGGAGCAGUUGGCACAGAUCAUGGCCAAACGUACCAACGAAAUUGACGUCCGGCUACUGCUUUUCGCCAUCAACAAGACCCAGGCCUUCGAGCAGCUGCUCGCCAAGCGCUUCACGGGAGUGACUUUGGGAGCUUCUCAAUCAGAGCCGCCAGUGCGAGUGCUUGCAGCGCCUUCUGCAGGUGACACUCCUACUGGCAUAACCGUGUUCCAUGAUCAAAUCGGGCAGUGCUUUAAGUCGCAUCUCGACAUCUACAUUCGUAGCAUUGACAGGAAUCUUGCGGAGCUAAUGGAAAAGUUCGUAGAGAUGUCCCGCGAGCCAUAUAAGUUCGCCGAAGCAAAGACCACCGUGUAUCCUAGUUCAGGGGACCUGUUUGUCUUCUACAAGAAAUGCAUGGUGCAGUGCAACCAGCUCAGCAACGAGCAGCCCAUGUACGAUCUUGCACUAGUUUUCAAGAAGUACCUCCGUGAAUAUGCAUCAAAGGUUCUGGAGGGCAGCACACCGAAGCUUGUGCCCGCUACAACGGGAAGUUCCCUCGGAAAAAGUGUGUCUCUGCUGACUCGCGAUAUGCAAAACCUUUCUACGGCCGCGGGUCAGGUUUUCCACAACUUCCUGAAAGAGGGAGACACCCAGCGUUUCUCGCGAGACGACCUCGUUCGGAUAUGCUGCGUUUUGACUACCGGCGAGUAUUGCCUCGAGACCGUCCAGCAGCUUGAGGACAAACUGAAGGAAAAAGUGACUGCUGUCUACGUAAGCAAAAUUGAUAUGAGCGAGGAGAAGGAUGUGUUUCAUCGCAUUAUAUCGAACUGCAUCCAAUUGCUGGUACAAGAUUUGGAGGCUGGAAGAGAGGCUUCUUUGCAAGCAAUGGCUAAAGUACAGUGGCAGCAUAUCAACAACGUUGGAGACCAGAGCGCCUUCAUUAGCAGCAUGUGUGGAAACUUUAAGCAGACGGUUCCAACCAUUCGGGAUACAUUGGCCAGUUCACGGAAGUAUUUUACACAAUUCUGCCAUCGAUUUGUGGCCGCCUUUGUGCCAAAGUUUAUAAACGUCCUGUACCGUUGCAAACUUACUUUGUCCGAUGGGUACAACAAUGUGCUGGGCUGUGAGCAGCUUCUAUUGGACACUCACUCGCUCAAAACGGGAGCACCAACCAGCUACACGAAAGUAGAGGACAAGGAUAUGACCCGGGACGAGAAACUACCAGCGCAUUUUUCGCAACAAGUACUUAAACUGUUACCCGAUAUCACCAUCGCCGAUAUCACCAAGUACAUGAAGAUUCUUGACAUGAAAGCGGUCAAGCGUGUGGAUCAACUGCAAUUGAUUGAUCUCUUCAAGCACACGGCCUCGGCAGCUGCGGUUAGUGGUCUGAUCGAGCCAACUGCUGGUGAGGAAGAGGCAGGUGGCGUAGACUCCUCAACCGGAGCUUUGGGAACCUCUGACGACGCCGAUCCAUCAACUGCAGCAAUCGAAUCAACGGCAAAUACAUCCAAUGCUACAACGUCUUCCUCCACACCCAAAAGAGCCUUUAUUUUCAGCGUUGGAAGUUUCACGGGAAGCGCAGACAAGAAUGCCGAUGGGAGCUCCCAAACUGGCAUUCGAAAAUUAGAAAAUCUUCUGAAGAAACGAUUUUCUUAAUCUGUCUUCAAAUUGGAAACUCGACUUUGACAUUCCCCGGAGCUUUCUAGGAUGUAGUUUACCAAUAUUCUGUAAUUUAUUUUACAAAUCCGGAUUAGGUUAUGGAUGUAUUUUAAAAUAAUAAUAGCACAAAAAAAUUGUUUUUUAACUUUAAAAAAUUCCAUUUUUGAAAACAUUUAAAAAAUCUUCCGUUCUGUUAUCGAUGUUUAGUUUUGCGCCUAACAGCACCAAUGUUAGCACUUUUAAGGCUAACAGCUGACUAUUACAGCUGAUCUGACGUCUGAUGAAAAAUAAACACUUAUAUGAAAAAGUAAAUAGAAACAUAAUUCUUAAACGAAUGCGAAUAUAAUAAAGCAACAAACAUUAACGCCCAUUAAUAU